CCUGACUGUCGUCACUUCCUUUAGUGGACUACGGAGGUGCCUGUAUGAAGCAGUAAAAAAGCAGCGGGCCACGUUUCUGUGAAGGAUGUCUAGUUAGUUUUUGGUCACCGUCAGGACACGGUAACGUUAUCAAACUUGUGAUUGACUUUAUUAACCGCUAACUUGUCGGAAGUCACUGUAGGGGAGGAACUGUUUCCUCGGUGACUUCUGUUGAACCAACUCGUAUUAGCGACCCGCCAAAAGCCACGGAGAGGUUCAGCGAGGAAGUGACCAUUUUGUUUGUCAGCUGCUUUCGAUAUCGUUUAAUCUAAACAUGAGUGGUGGGUUCAACUUCGGCCAAGCCUCGACGGGGUUCACUUUUGGAGCUCAGAAGACGACACCCGCGGCCGCCGGCACCACCUUUGGGAUGACAAGUUCCACACCUGCGGCUUCCGGAGGGGGCUUCUCCUUCGGCACAGCUCCCCAGGCCGCCCCCAACCCCGCCGGCUCUUUCAGCUUUGGCACCCCAGCAAAGAGCACAGCAUCCGGCGGAGGCUUCUCUUUCGGGACCCCCGCCGCCUCCACCACUUUUGGCAUGGGCACGGCUCCUCAGACCACAGCACCGGCCGCGGGGUUAACUUUAGGCUCCGCAGCAGCUCCGGCUUCGGGGUCAGGGUUCACACUGGGCAUGGGCCAGCCCGCACAGACCACCGCUGCCGCCCCUACAGGAGGGGGCUUCGCCUUUGGCACUACGCCUCAAGUUCAACCCCAACCCACAGCGGCACCAGCAGCAGCAGUAGCUCCAACAGUGACGUCCGCGGCAAUGACAGCCCCAGGUGGCCUCUCGUCCUUUGGAGGGUUCAGCUUUGGACAGCCCAAGGUCCAGGUGACCACAGCUGCAGCCCCCGCGGCUGCCCCAGGAGGUGGCUUCAGCUUUGGCACCAGUGCUCCCUCCAACCUCACCAUGAGCAGCCAGCCCCAGCCAGUCUCCACCGCUGCUGCCCCGACAGCUCCAGCCGCAGGAGUUUCCUUUGGGAUUAAGCCAUCGACAACCCCAGCUCCUCCUGCCGCCACACAGGCCACCCUAGCUCCGGGUCCGUCUCUCUUUGCUUCACCUAUCGCCACAGCUGCUGCUCCUGCUACUGCUGCUGCCACUGCUGCUGCAACAACUACUGGCUUUACUUUGGGUGCAGCCCCAGCUCCAUCUCUAGCACCAAGCACUUCGGCUGCAGCUACUGUAUCAGCUGCAGGAGGUCUGCCUUUCAUGAUCAAACCUCUGGGUGCAGCAUCCACCACCUCCACUGCCACCCUCAUCUCUGCUGCCACGACUGCAGCUGCCACAGCAGGCGCUACUUCUGGCUUCACACUGGGGCUCAAGCCUGCAUCGAGCACGCUCGCCGCCACAGCAACCGCCAUAGCCACAACAGUCACUACAACCACAGCCCCCCCAGUGAUGACCUACGCCCAGCUCGAAGGUCUCAUUAACAAGUGGAGUCUGGAGCUGGAGGACCAAGAGAGACACUUCUUACAGCAGGCCACUCAGGUGAACGCCUGGGACCGCAUGCUGGUGGAGAACGGGGAGAAGAUCACAGCCCUGCAUAAGGAGAUGGAGAAGGUGAAGCUGGACCAGAGGAGGCUAAACCAGGAGCUGGACUUCAUCUUGUCCCAGCAGAAGGAGCUGGAGGACUUGCUCUGCCCGCUUGAGGAGUCGGUCAAGGAGCAAAGCGGAACCAUCUACAUGCAGAACGCCGACGAGGAGCGAGAGAGAACGUACAAGCUGGCAGAGAAUGUGGACGCACAGCUGAAGAGGAUGUCGCAGGACCUGAAGGAGAUCAUCGAGCACCUGAACACAUCCAGCGGCCCUGCAGAUACCAGCGACCCACUGCAGCAGAUCUGUAAGAUUCUCAACACCCACAUGGAUUCACUUCAGUGGAUCGACCAGAACUCAGUUCUCCUGCAGAGAAGAGUGGAGGAAGUGUCCAAACUGUGUGACAACCAGCGCAAGGAGCAGGAGAAAACCUUCCGCUUAACAUUUGACUGAUGUGGCAUAAAUCUGUUGACAUGUAUAUUGACAUAAUGCUAACUUUGGAUUUUGUUGUUUUCUAGUAGUCGUUAAGAGGAAAGGGGUGUCUCUUUGGAUACACAACCAAAACAUUCAUCACAACCACAGUCUGCUGUUUAUCUCAGCUGUUUUGAGUUGAUGAGGGUUUCAUAAAGAGUGAUAUUUUCAAUGCAAUGGCUUUUUUAUACAGUAGUGAAAAUGAUCAUCUGUUCCUAUGUAAAUGCUAUGCUUGUUAAAUAGUAUGAAUAAAUAAAUAAAUCUCUUGGAUGAGGCUUUGUAAGCAGA
Acanthopagrus latus (yellowfin seabream) is the source of this 2326-nucleotide messenger RNA. It is a transcript of the gene nup62l, whose product is annotated as nucleoporin 62 like. The transcript has 2 exons. Gene Ontology annotation, cellular component: nuclear pore; nuclear pore central transport channel. Gene Ontology annotation, biological process: RNA export from nucleus; protein import into nucleus. The coding region runs from base 314 to 2020 and encodes 568 amino acids. The record is from RefSeq and is a predicted model, not a curated record. Gene Ontology annotation, molecular function: phospholipid binding; structural constituent of nuclear pore. Lineage: Eukaryota; Metazoa; Chordata; Actinopteri; Spariformes; Sparidae.